CACAGCGAAGGGUAAUUCAGUGUCCCCAGCGCCAUCCGGGGGCCCUGAGGGCCUGCCAGGGCUUCCGCCGCUAGGGGCUUGGAGAGGCGAACAGGCCCUGCUUAGGAAGCCUGGCAAUGCCCCGUCACGGGGGCCACCCCAGGUUCUGCUGGGUCCAGGACCCGGAGAGGUCUGCAGGGGCCCCCAGUCUGGGACUGCUUUGGCUGAGCCUAGGUCUGGCGCUGGUGCUGGUUCCGCUUGACUCUGUGGUCCUCUGGGCCCCUGCCAGAGCUCACCCCCUUCCCCCUCAGGGCCCUCCUGCCAGGUUCAGCGGCACAGUGCCCCAUCUCCAGGAUGUCUUUGGGUGGUGGAACAUCUCCUGCCCAGUCUGUAAAGCCCUAUUCACUGCCAUCAACUUCGGACUGAAGAAGGAAUCCAAUGUGGCACGAGUGGGCUCUGUGGCCAUCAAGCUAUGCAAGAUGCUGAACAUAGCACCACCCACUGUGUGCCAGUCCGCUGUCCAGCUCUUUGAGGACGACAUGGUGGAGGUGUGGAGACGAUCAGUGCUGAGCCCAUCUGAGGCCUGUGGCUUACUCCUAGGAUCCACCUGUGGGCACUGGGACAUCUUCUCAUCUUGGAACAUCUCCUUGCCAGCUGUACCAAAGCCACCCCCCAAGCCACCCAGCCCACCAGCCCCAGGUGCCCCUGUCAGCCGUGUACUCUUCCUUACUGACCUGCACUGGGAUCAUGACUACCUGGAGGGCACAGACCCUAACUGCGCAGAUCCACUGUGCUGCCGCCGAGGUUCUGGCCUGCCACCCACCUCUCAGCCAGGUGCUGGGUACUGGGGCGAGUACAGCAAGUGUGACCUGCCCCUGAGGACCCUGGACAGCCUGUUGAGCGGGCUGGGCCCAGCCGGCCCUUUUGACAUGGUAUACUGGACAGGAGACAUCCCUGCCCAUGAUGUCUGGCAACAGUCCCGUCAGGACCAACUUCGAGCCCUGACCACCAUCACAGACCUCGUGAGGAAGUUCUUGGGGCCGGUGCCAGUAUACCCUGCUGUAGGCAACCAUGAGAGCACACCCGUCAAUGGCUUCCCUCCCCCCUUCAUAAAGGGUAACCGCUCUUCAAGCUGGCUCUAUGAGGCUAUGGCCAAGGCAUGGGAACCCUGGCUGCCUGCUGAAGCACUUCAGACCCUCAGAAUUGGGGGGUUCUAUGCCCUUUCCCCACGCCCCGGCCUCCGCCUCAUCUCUCUCAACAUGAAUUUUUGUUCCCGUGAGAAUUUCUGGCUCUUGAUCAACUCCACAGAUCCUGCUGGACAGCUCCAGUGGCUGGUCGGGGAGCUUCAGGCUGCUGAAGAUCGAGGAGACAAAGUGCAUAUAAUUGGGCACAUUCCCCCAGGGCACUGCCUAAAGAGCUGGAGCUGGAAUUAUUACCGGAUUGUAGCCAGGUAUGAGAACACUCUGGCUGGUCAGUUCUUUGGCCACACUCAUGUGGAUGAGUUUGAGAUUUUCUAUGAUGAGGAGACUUUGAGCCGGCCACUGGCUGUAGCUUUCCUGGCACCCAGUGCCACCACCUACAUCAGCCUUAAUCCUGGUUACCGUGUCUACCUAAUAGAUGGAAACUACCCUGGGAGCUCUCACGUAGUCCUGGACCAUGAGACCUACAUCCUGAACCUAACCCAGGCAAAUGCACCAGGAGCCACACCACACUGGCAGCACCUCUACAGGGCUCGAGACACCUACGGGCUACCCAAUGCACUGCCUGCUGCCUGGCACAAUUUGGUGUACCGCAUGCGGGAUGACGAACAACUAUUCCAGACCUUCUGGUUUCUUUAUCACAAGGGCCACCCACCUUCAGAGCACUGUGGUACACCCUGUCGCCUGGCUACUCUGUGUGCCCAGCUUUCUGCCCGAGCUGACAGUCCUGCUCUGUGCCGCCACCUGAUGAAUGAGAACCGCCCAGAUGUGCAGAGCUCGUGGCGACGGCCCCUUUUCUGCUAGGGCCUCAGCACCCAGAGUCAGGAAAGUUCUUGUCUUAGGAAAAGAACAAAAGCCUGAGUGCUGCUAUGAGUCAACCUGGCAAAAAGACCUGUGGGACAGUCAUCCUCAGGCCCCAAAUAUGCCGGGAAACAGGACCUUCCUCCCUGGAGCCAGUUUGGCAGGAUUUGGGAGAGGGUUUGGCUGUUCUCCCUGUGGCCAGCUUCUAGAUUCUCCUGGGAGUGCUGUUGUCUCACAGUCAUGGAGUUGAAGCUGAAGUGCCCUGGGCAAACAGAUAGAAAUUGUUGCCCUGGGCUGGUGCUGCCCAGAGGGGAAACUGCACUGCUGUGCGACCUGACCCCUCCAGACUGAUAAAAUAAAUGUAAGGACUUGAA
Molecule: messenger RNA, 2353 nt
Organism: Castor canadensis (American beaver)
Lineage: Eukaryota; Metazoa; Chordata; Mammalia; Rodentia; Castoridae
Gene: Smpd1
Product: sphingomyelin phosphodiesterase 1
Biological process (GO): sphingomyelin catabolic process; ceramide biosynthetic process
Cellular component (GO): lysosome
Molecular function (GO): acid sphingomyelin phosphodiesterase activity
Source: RefSeq, a predicted model, not a curated record